AUGUCAGUCACGAAUGAGCACAGCGAGAGGAUGAAGAAGUUCAAGAACAAGGGCAAGGACAUAGCUGCCUUGAGGAGGCAGAGGAUGGAGGUGAGCAUUGAGCUGCGGAAGGCCAAGAAGGAUGAGCAGAUCCAGAAGCGCAGGAACAUCUCCAUGGACAAGAGCCUCACUCCAGCUGAAGAUGAAGCAAAUGAGAUUCAGCUGUCCUUGGAGAAAAUCGUUGAGUGUGUGAAUGGGAGCAACCCUGAGCUGCAGCUGCUGGCCACGCAGGCCACCAGGAAACUGUUGUCUAGGCAGAAGAACCCCCCUGUCAAUGAGGUCAUCAAGCUGGGGAUCAUCCCCAGGCUGGUUGAAUUCCUCACCUAUGAGGACAAUGCUCCUCUGCAGUUUGAAGCAGCCUGGGCACUGACCAACAUCGCCUCUGGCACCUCGGAGCACACCAGGGCGGUGGUGGAGGGCGGUGCCGUCCCACCCUUCAUCUCCCUCCUGUCCUCCCCACACAUGCAUGUUAGUGAGCAGUCUGUGUGGGCACUGGGCAAUAUUGCAGGUGAUGGUCCUCUGUACAGAGAUGUUCUUAUCAAGUGCAAGGUCCUUCCUCCCUUGCUGGCUCUGGUGUCACCUGUAACUCCAGUUGGGUUCCUGAGGAACAUCACAUGGACGCUGUCAAACCUCUGCAGGAACAAGAACCCCUACCCUGCCCUGGAGGCAGUGAAAACAAUGCUGCCAGUCCUCAGCUGCCUCCUAGUGCAUGAGGACAAGGAGAUUGUCUCUGAUGCCUGCUGGGCCAUCUCCUAUCUGACUGACAGCUCCAACGACCGCAUCCAAAUCGUGGUGGACACAGGGAUUCUCCCCAGGCUGGUGGAGCUGAUGGGCAGCCCAGACUUGGUUGUUAUGACCCCAGCUCUCCGUGCUGUUGGGAAUGUAGUCACUGGGACUGAUGAGCAGACACAGGCAGCCCUUGAUGCUGGCCUCCUGGGUGUCCUGCCCCGGCUCCUGCAACACCCAAAGCCAACUAUCCAGAAGGAAGCUGCAUGGGCACUCAGUAAUGUUGCUGCAGGGCCUUGCCAUCAGAUCCAGCAACUCAUCACCUCUGGGUUAUUGUCAUCUCUCAUGGAGGUGCUUGAUAAGGGGGACUUCAAAGCUCAGAAAGAAGGAGUGUGGGCAGUGGCCAACUUCACAACGGGAGGCACUGUGGAGCAGGUGGUGAAACUUAUCCAGGCUGGGAUCCUCAAACCUUUGCUCAACCUGCUCUUGGCUAAAGACAGCAAAAUUGUCUUGAUCAUCCUGGACACCAUUUCAAAUUUCUUUCUGGUAGCUGAGAAGCUGGGGGAGAGAGAGAGGUUUUGUCUGCUGGUGGAAGAGUUGGGUGGUCUGGAGAAAAUUGAAGCCCUGCAAACCCAUGACAACAACAUGGUCUACAGAGCUGCCCUGAAUAUCAUAGAGAAAUACUUUUCCACAGAGGAAUGUGCAGAGCUGCAGCCUGGGAUUAAGGAUGGACUCUAUGAUUUCUCUGUGGACAAGGAAGACUUUGACUUCUGA
Molecule: messenger RNA, 1539 nt
Organism: Dryobates pubescens (Downy woodpecker)
Lineage: Eukaryota; Metazoa; Chordata; Aves; Piciformes; Picidae
Gene: KPNA7
Product: karyopherin subunit alpha 7
Exons: 10
Coding region: 1-1539 (512 amino acids)
Biological process (GO): NLS-bearing protein import into nucleus
Cellular component (GO): cytoplasm; nucleus
Molecular function (GO): nuclear import signal receptor activity; protein binding
Source: RefSeq, a predicted model, not a curated record